Lingula anatina is the source of this 1547-nucleotide messenger RNA. Its product is annotated as sulfotransferase 1A2. The record is from RefSeq and is a predicted model, not a curated record. Gene Ontology annotation, molecular function: sulfotransferase activity. NCBI's taxonomy places the organism in Eukaryota, Metazoa, Brachiopoda, Lingulata, Lingulida, Lingulidae.
GUCUGCCGCGCUCUGCAUUUAGAGCCUUUUUGCGUUUCCACCAACCCAGCAAUUGCAACCUAAAUUCCGUUUACACAGGGUUUAAGACUGCUAAAACGAUAUUUUUGGUCUAUUCUCGCCUUUGGUCGCAGGAAUCUUAUCUCGUGACACCUGACGGACACGACAAAGGUGUUGUUCUUUAGAUCUAUUGUUUGCUGUGCACUUACAAUGGAACAUACCAACGCAAAGCGAGUUUACGAAAGCUACUCGGACGUGAUAGGUGAUGAAUACCAUGUAUACAAAGGCAUUCCCUUCCCGGGACAUCAUGUGCCUGCUGAAAGGUUGGAAAGAGUUCCAAACUUCGAAGUUAGAGCUGAUGAUAUUCUGGUUUGUGGGUACAUGAAAUCAGGUAAUCACUGGCUGAAGGAAAUCGCAUCACUCAUAGUUCAUGGUCACGACUCGGACAGAGUGAAAGAGAACAUAUUCAUGAGAGCCCCAUUCUUGGAGGUGUCUCCAAAAGUCAUGGGUGAUUCGCUGACAAACUUGACCAACCUACCAAGAAACGGACCCAGAAUAAUGGGUACACAUUUGCGAGCCAGCUUAUUACCGCACGGGGUGACGAAAGAGCGCAAGGGCAAGGUGAUAUUUCUGAUUCGGAAUCCGAAGGACAUAGCUGUCAGCAUGUACCACUUUCACAGAAUGAACCGAAACCUGGGCUUGUAUGAAGGAACAUGGGCGCAGUUCUUUCAGUGGUUUUUGAACGGGGAAGUUGUAUUUGGAUCGUGGUUUGACUAUGUGCUUGACUGGAUUCAGUUCCUGCAGCAGAACAGAUAUUUUGUGCGUGAAAUAUGAAGACAUGGUUCAGAAUCUGGGAAAGGAAGUGAAAAGGAUCGCUGAGUAUUUAGGAUAUUCUGUUAGCCUUAAGGAGCAAGAGGAAAUAGCCGCUCGGUGCACUUUUGCAUCUAUGAGUAAGAACCCUGCGGUCAACUUGGAGGAUGCCCCUUUCUUUGAUGUGACAAGAUCUAAGUUCUUGAGAAAAGGUGAGGUUGGAGACUGGAAGAACUACUUUACAGUGCACCAGAACGAACUGUUUGACAAGGCCUAUCAGAUGAAUAUGGAAGGCGCCGAGCUUUAUUUGGGAUUAGGCUACCAUUGAGAGCCUACCUAAAACAAGCAGAUGCACUUCUCAUCAGUUUGCUGACGAAUAUAAAAAUUAUUGGUAUUAGAAAUUCAAAACGUAUAUACAUAUAAUUCAUUUAACGUUAUAACAUUUAACUAGCAAUUAUUAUGCAACGGGAGAAGGGGUGUACUCGACACUGGCAGGGUGGACCGACCAUUGAUUCUUCGUUUCCAUAAAUGCUGAAGCCUUGCUUUGUAAAACUAGACGUUGAGGACCGAAUAUGGUCUACCUCUGGUUCUCUUUCAAAGAUACACCUGCAAGGCCUUUAAGAGAAAACACCAAAGUUAUAAUAUCAAAGGGCAAGAACGUUUUAAGAUUUACUUUAAAAAAUCAUUGUCUUUGUAAUCUCAUUAGUCCCUUUCAUUAGAAAUGAUUAAGGUUUUUAAUC